CUGUCAAACAAUAUUGACAAAAACACCGAGUAGGCCGAAUAACAACAAGUAUUCUUCUGGCUGAGCGGUGUCUGGCCUCCCGAAAAGAGUUUUAUCGCAUUUUUUGCCCUUUUAAAUACACCGGCGUUGUGAAAUCGUGAAAAAUAUGAGUUUCGAUCCGGCCUGGCUGUCGGAACCUCCCCCCAUCAUCGAGGACACGGAAGAUCUGCUGCGUGCGUUCAUUCUCGAACCGAAAAUCCCGAUACACGAGCCGAAACCGUACUUUGAACCACGUCACCCAUCCAUCGACCAAUUGUACGAUGUGCCGCACGCACCCAUCAUUACGCGCAUCGUGCCCGACCGGUGUCCGGAAACCGGAAAGGUGUUGGAUUUCGUCGAAACGCUGGUCCAGAAUGCGGGAUCGACGGCCAAAAAUUCCAUGUCAUUACAGCGCGAACCGACCGAAUCGCUGGAUUCGGCCCGCGGCUCUGCCUCGUACUUUCCCUUCUGGCCCGGCGGAUUCGAUGAACCGGAAACGAUGCUCGCGGACUUGGUGCCGAGCCCGAUGUUUGAACCUGGCGCUCUGAAAUCGUGUCCACCGGGGUUUGCAACCGGUGUAGAGUUUGAAGCGAGUGGCAGCGUGGCAGAACGGAGCGAAGGUAUCGGUGACGGAGGGGUGAUCGAUCUGCUGUCAGCGAUCGCGCACGAGGAUGGUUUCGAUCUGCUGUCGGACGCGACGACACAACGCGAAAAGAAUGCAACACCGCACGAGGAACGCAAGCUUCCGGCCGAUAUCGAUGAGGAAAGUUUGCUGAGCGUCGAAAGCAAGCAAACAGCCGACGGGCAGGUGCUGCAAAUUUCCAGCGUUAGCAACAACGCAACCCAGUCGGCCGAAUGGGCCGAAAUGAUCGACAUUUCCAAACCGGUGGAUGAUUUUUACGUCAAAAUCCCGGCGAUGGCGCACAGGUUUCCGUUCGAGCUGGACAUCUUCCAGAAGCAGGCGAUCCUAAAGCUGGAGGAGCACAAUCACGUGUUUGUGGCGGCACACACGUCCGCGGGUAAAACGGUGGUGGCCGAGUACGCGAUAGCACUGUCCAAGAAGCACAUGACGAAAACGAUCUACACGUCACCCAUUAAGGCACUCUCCAAUCAGAAGUACCGCGACUUUAAGACCACCUUCCAGGACGUGGGGCUGAUAACCGGGGACAUACAGAUCGAUCCGACCGCGUCCUGUCUCAUCAUGACGACGGAAAUUCUGCGCUCGAUGCUGUACUGUGGCAGCGAUAUUACGCGCGACCUCGAGUACGUCAUCUUCGACGAGGUGCACUACAUCACCGACUCAGACCGGGGGCACGUGUGGGAGGAGGUGCUCAUCCUGCUGCCCGACCACGUGUGCAUCGUGAUGCUGAGCGCCACCGUACCGAACACGAUAGAGUUUGCGAACUGGGUGGGCAAAACGAAGAAGAAGCGCGUGUGGGUCGUAAGCACCGCCAAGCGACCGGUUCCACUCGAGCACUACCUGUACACGGGAUUCGGUGGCAAAUCGAAGGACGAUUCGUUCCUGAUCGUGAACGAGCACAGCCAGUUCCUGGCGCAGGGUUACCACCGGGCAAAGGAAAGCUGUGAAGCGAGGCAGGCGAAAAACGCAACCCGCCGAACGGGCGGCCCUUAUAGCCAGCGCCAGGAGCAAACGCUCUGGGUCGGUUUGAUCGAUCAUCUGCAAAAGAAGGAGAAGCUGCCGGUGGUGGCGUUCACGCUGUCCCGCAACCGGUGCGACAACAAUGCGGAAGCGCUCAUGUCCUGCGAUCUGACGACGGCACGGGAAAAGUACGCCAUCACCUCCUUCUUCCAGCAGUGCCUGCAGCGGCUCAUCCCGCCCGACCGUGCACUGCCGCAGGUGGUGCAGAUGCAGGCCUGUCUCGAGCGCGGCAUCGGCAUUCACCACAGCGGCAUCCUGCCCAUCCUGAAGGAGAUCGUUGAGAUGCUGUUUGCGCGCGGGCUCGUAAAGAUUCUGUUUGCCACGGAAACGUUCGCGAUGGGCGUGAACAUGCCCGCCCGGACGGUUAUCUUCGACAGUACGCGCAAGUUCGACGGGCAGGCGGUCCGUCCACUGCAACCGUCCGAAUACACCCAGAUGGCGGGUCGGGCUGGACGGCGCGGGCUCGACAAGACCGGUACGGUCAUUAUCCUCUGCAAGCAGCAUCUGCCCACCGACGGGGAGCUGAAAACGAUGAUACUGGGCAAACCGAUACGGCUCGAAUCCCAGUUCCGGCUGACGUACGCGAUGAUGCUGUACCUGUUGCGCGUCGAGCUGGUGUCGGUGGAGAACAUGAUGCUGCACAGCUUUCGGGAGUUUGGAAAGCGGCAGCAGAUGCCCCAGAGCAAGCUGGAGCUGAGCAAGAUGCAGGAGAAGAUGUCCUCGCUCACCAAGCUCAGCGACAAUCUGAAACCUUUAUGCGAGUUUUACGAAGCAGCGCACGAGUACAUUGACCUUUGGCGCGAGCUCAUGCCCAAGCAACUGUGCCAACCGAAAGCAAUCAACGAGCUGAAGGUAGGGCGCGUGGUGGUAGUGACGGACGGCCAUCACUACAACAAGCUCGGAGUGUUGCUCUCCGUAUCGCUACAAUCCCACAAGGACAUGAAGCUGGUCGUGCUGGUGCUAGACCACGGACAGACCCAGCCAAAGCCGGACCCGCCCCACCCGGAACCGCUCGACCGGGGAACGCUCUGGCACCAGAUGCUCUCGCUAGCGUACCCGUACCAAACGUUCCUGCCCGAAGGGGUCGGUGGACACUGUGUGCUUACCCUCGGCCCAGCGAACCUGAUCGAGGUGACCAAGCACACGAUCAAGUGCGAUGCAAGCAACAUCAUCCGCAGCUGGGAAAACCGUCUCAUUCCACGAUUCCGCGAUGCACCACCGUCGCAAGCCACCGUCGAAGCGGUCGCAAGUUUGGCCGAACUGAAUGCGAAGGUAAUCGAAGCCGGUUCCGUGACCGGUACGCUCGAGUGUGUGCGAUUCCAGCGUGAUCUUACGAACCUGGAGCUGUCGGAGCAGCUGAAGAUCGCCCAGGACCGGUUGAGUCGCUGGGUGCCGUACACAAACAUUGCCGACUUUGAGCAUGAGUUUGCGCUCGUGUUUGAUUGGAAGCAGCUGGAGCGAAAGUUGGACGAGCUGAAGUAUCAGGCGUCGUACGAGAGUAUGUCCCUGUAUCCGGACUACCAGCGAAAGCUGCAGGUGCUCCAGGAGCUGAAGUACAUCGACGAGAUGCAGCAAGUGGCCAUGAAGGGACGAGUUGCGUGCGAGAUGGGCCAGAACGAGCUGAUGAUUACGGAGCUGGUGAUGCGUAACAUACUGACCGAUCUGCAGCCGGCCGAAAUUGCUGCCCUGCUGUCGAGCUUGGUGUUUCAAGCAAAAACGGACGUACAGCCAAAGCUGACUGAAACACUACAGAAGGCCGAAGCACAGUUCCGCGAGGUUGAGAACGACAUCCGGCUGGUCGAGCGGCAGUACGGUGUGACGGAUGUGUGCAAAAAGGAGGAGCUCAACUUUGGCCUCACCGAGGUGGUGUACGAGUGGGCCCGCAACAAACCGUUCGCCGAGAUAAUGGUGCUGACGGACAUUAAGGAAGGCAUCAUCGUGCGCUGCAUCCAGCAGCUAAACGAAACGCUGUGCAACGUGAAGGACGCGGCCCGGAUCAUUGGCGACCCGGUGCUGCACAGCAAGAUGGAGGAAGCGUCGAAUGCGAUCAAGCGCGACAUCGUGUUUGCGGCCAGUUUGUACACCUCGAGCACACCGAUCGUCAUCGGGGAGGUGUAAGACGGACGACAAUUGGGGUCCUUUUUUUCCCUCGUUUUGCCAGCAAUAAAUGAAAUCUUCGUCUAAACCUGGCAUGGCAUUAAUAUUUUAAAA
This is a messenger RNA of Anopheles stephensi (Asian malaria mosquito), 3889 nucleotides long. It is a transcript of the gene tst, whose product is annotated as helicase SKI2W. The transcript is spliced from 5 exons. The coding region runs from base 146 to 3796 and encodes 1216 amino acids. Gene Ontology annotation, cellular component: Ski complex. Gene Ontology annotation, biological process: nuclear-transcribed mRNA catabolic process, 3'-5' exonucleolytic nonsense-mediated decay. Lineage: Eukaryota; Metazoa; Arthropoda; Insecta; Diptera; Culicidae. The record is from RefSeq and is a predicted model, not a curated record. Gene Ontology annotation, molecular function: RNA helicase activity; ATP binding; RNA binding.